This is a messenger RNA of Aureobasidium vineae, 1203 nucleotides long. NCBI's taxonomy places the organism in Eukaryota, Fungi, Ascomycota, Dothideomycetes, Dothideales, Saccotheciaceae. The record is from the annotation of a GenBank genome assembly.
AUGGCUGAUCAGUCUGAUCUUGGCUUGCGUUUGGAGGAUUGUGUGGUCGAGGCCUUGGACCACACUAACGGCAACAUGCUGAUCGUCUUGAACACUGGCCGUCUCGCCGUAUUGUCUUUCCGUAUCGAUGGUCGCUCGGUUUCUGGUUUAUCUGUUCAUUUGGUAGACUCUGCCCAUGGCGGCCAUCAGUUAAAGACUGCUGCAAACUGCGCUGCCUCAUUGGGACGUGGUCGAUUGUUUUUGGGCAGCGAGGACGGCGACUCCACUCUGAUUGGCUGGUCCAAGAAGACUGCGCAAUCACGCAAACGAAGUCAUGCCCAGAUGAUUGCCGAAGAUGCCGAACUCUCACUGGACGAGGAAGACCUCGACGACGACGCAGAUGACGAUUUGUACGCUGACGAAGCUCCGGUCGUAAAACAGAUGGCCUCCCAGACUGCUGAUGUCAGCGGUCCCGACAGCUACUCCUUCAGGGUACACGACAAUCUGUUCAGUCUGGGUCCUAUCAAAAAUGUCUGUCUGGGCAAAUACGCCACUGAGCUCCCCGAAAACGGUACCGAACCACAACUAUCCCUCCUCGCAAGUGUUGGUCGGGAGCGUGCGUCGAAGCUUGCAUUCAUCAAUCGUGAACUAACCCCUAGCCCACUUCGAACAGCAGAACUCCCUCAUGCCCAAGCCGUCUGGACCGCAUGUGCAAAGCAGGCAGCUUCACGUGGCUUACCCAAACCUACAGAUGGUACUCAGAAUCCGGAGGCACAACUUGCAUCUGACAUGCAGUUCGACCAGUAUCUCAUCACUUGUCAUGCUGAUGAGGACGGUUCUGAAAGCUCAAAAGUUUUCAAGAUUGACAAUGAAGUUACCGAUACCAAACAGGGCGAUGAAAGUAUGAUCUACACUGAGGUGACCGGGACCGAGUUUGAGGGUGAAGGUGAGACUUUGGAUGUUGGGGUCUUGGCCUCUGGCACAAGAAUUGUCCAGGUGAGAAAGCAUGAAGUCAGGAGUUAUGACGCAGGUAAGUCUCGAAAUUAUCCCCCACUCACAGAUCAUCUUGCCCAUAUCCAAGCAUUUCCCCCAUUUGUCUAUCAUUCAACACGGCCUCAAGGUUAUCUCACCUGGAAGCAGCGCCUUCAUGGAGAAUCUCAGAUGCACAGUCAUUCGAGGAUACCAACACUGAGGAUGUCGUAUAUGUCAUCAUGUGUACUAUAG